This is a messenger RNA of Leucoraja erinaceus (little skate), 3691 nucleotides long. It is a transcript of the gene gpr157, whose product is annotated as G protein-coupled receptor 157. The record is from RefSeq and is a predicted model, not a curated record. The coding region runs from base 83 to 1027 and encodes 314 amino acids. Lineage: Eukaryota; Metazoa; Chordata; Chondrichthyes; Rajiformes; Rajidae. The transcript is spliced from 4 exons. Gene Ontology annotation, biological process: cell surface receptor signaling pathway; adenylate cyclase-activating G protein-coupled receptor signaling pathway. Gene Ontology annotation, molecular function: cAMP binding; G protein-coupled receptor activity. Gene Ontology annotation, cellular component: plasma membrane.
AUUGACUCCGGGCUGCCAGAGAAUGCUUUGAGUUGGAGAAGCUUUAGUGUGAGUGUGUUAGUGUGAGUGAACGCGCAGAGACAUGCAGCAGACGGAGGUGUACCUCUACGAGAAGGUGGCGAUCCUCAUCUCCUGCCUGCUGUCGGUGCUGGGGUCGACGCUGAUCAUCGCCACCCACCUGUGGUGGCCGGAGCUGCGGAGCAAGGCUCGCCAGUUGCUGCUCUUCCUGUCGCUGGCAGACCUGCUGUCGGCUCUGUCCUACGCCUACGGGGUACUGCGGGACUUCCAGCGCUCCUCGUGGGACUGCGUGCUGCAGGGGGCCGUCUCCACCUUCGCCAACACCAGCUCCUUCUUCUGGACCGUGGCCAUAGCCAUCUACCUGUACCUGCUCAUCGUCCGCUCCGACCAGAGCCUGGCCGACAGCCUGGUCUUCUGGUCCCACGCCGUCAGUUGGCUCGUGCCUUUGGUCAUCACUGUGGCUGCAGUCGGCCUGCAGAAGAUAGGUUACGAUGCUUCUGACGUGUCGGUGGGCUGGUGCUGGGUCAGCAUCGAGGCAGAGGACAACGUCUUAUGGAUGCUUUUGACGGGCAAAAUCUGGGAAUUCGUGGCCUACAUCACCCUGCCAAUACUCUACAUCCUCAUCAAGAAGCACAUCUACAGAGCGCAUGAAGCCUUGUCAGAGUAUCGCCCGAUCCUCACCAGCAGUUCCAGUCACCACGCCAGGUCUUCCAUUGCUGACCGCAAGCUGACCCUGAUACCCAUCAUAUUCAUCUUCCUGAGAAUGUGGAGCACGGUGAGGUUUAUACUGACGCUCUACAACUCCGAUGCUGUGCAGAAUCGAAUCCUGGUGAUGCUACAUGGGAUAGGGAACACCUUCCAGGGUGCAGCCAAUUGCAUUAUCUUCGUCCUCUGCACCGAAGCCUUUCGGUCGCGGCUAGUGUCUGGUCUCUGCGGCUGCUGCAAGGGUGACCCCGAUCCUGUGCCCCGCAAGGCCAUGCUGAACCAAUGCGAGGAGGUGCAGCCGUGACUGCCCGCUGGCAAAUCCCCGCACAAUAACGCUCUCCAAGGGCGCUGGAGCAGUCCGACUUUCAACGGCUUCAACGAAGACUGGGGCACAACACAUGCUACACUUUCGUGGUGAGGAGGGCGUUGUCUAGUUUGCCUGGCUCUGCUGAUGCAGGAUGGAUGUUUUGAUGGUGCUUACAAUGGAAUGGCCUGGCAAUGCUCAGUUCACCAGCCGCGGAGACAAUUGGACAACAAGGAGUUUCCAGAACCACAGUGCCUGCUACUCCAUUCAAAAUCAGCUCUGCUGUCAUAAAAUUGAAGUAUUGCUUUCUGUAAAGAAACUUUCAAUGCACCAUUUAUGCUUCAUCCUUCCUUUCCCUCUCCCUCUCCCUCUCCCUCUCUUUUUCUUCUCUCUCUCUCUUCCUUCUAUUCGUGCUUCCCCUCCACCUUUAUCCUUCUGGUCCUCCUCUCCCCUUUUGUCUCCCUUUCUCUCUUGCUCUCCUUCUCCCCUCUGACUCCCUCCCCCUCUCCUCUCUCGCUCUCCUAUUCUUUCUCGCUCUCCUAUUCUUUCUCGCUCUCCUAUUCUUUCUCGCUCUCCUAUUCUUUCUCGCUCUCCUAUUCUCUCUCGUUCUCUCUCGUUCUCUCUCUCUCUCUCGUUCUCUCUCGUUCUCUCUCGUUCUCUCUCGUUCUCUCUCGUUCUCUCUCUCUCUCUCUCUCUCUCUCUUGCUCUCCCCAUUUUCUCCUCUCCCCACCCCUCUCUUCCUCCCCACCCCAUCCCAAAUCAAUCCCAUAUCACACUGGUGUGGGCGCUGUGAUUCCUGUCAGCAUCUACUACUAGUUAUUCUGGUAAAUGCUGGUUACUGGGGUUAUGCAGCUGGCUGUGAUUCCCAGUUCAUCUUAACUGGUUUAGAAGUUACUAAUCUGCUUUCUUAGUCCUGGAUUUGAACUUCCUCGUCUCUUGGCUCCUGCCAGAAUCCCGGGCAAAAAUUUGACAAUGUUAUCAGUUGCGCCUCCUUGCUCAACACUAGUUUCUCUCUAAAGCUAUUGUGGGAUGCUGGGUGGAGCUGUGUUACAGAACGCCUGAUUCAACUUCCGGCAGUUCAUUAAUAACAAGAGACUGGAGGAAGUUGUGGCUGACAAUUUCCUGUCCGUAGUGUCAGUACUGAAACAAGAUGCUUUACACACUUUGAAAUUAUCUUCCUAAAACAUUACCCCAUCUCGAUUGUUUUUAUUUUUUAAAUUAUGUUUGAUUUAUUUUCUACUCUCGCAGCUUUCGGCUUCAGGCAAAUUCUCAAUGUUGAAUUUAUCUUGCCUUAAAGCAAUAACAAGUCAACCCAUUGCGUUUGCCUUAAUCAAAGAUCUUCAUUAAUCCAAGAUUUAUUUUGCCUGCAAAACCACUUUGAGCAGUUGUCUUUUCAUCUAAUGCUGAAGGAUCUAGCCACUUUCUUUGGAAGUAUUUAAUGACGUAUUUCAGUUGUCCUUGUGGCAAUGUGAAACAACAUCCACGGAUGUAGAUGGAGAGGAGAGGGCAAAUAGAUUUUAGCAAGGCAUUGAAUAUGAUCAGGUUCUGGGAGCUUGAGCUGCAUAGACAUGACCACUACCAAAUUGUGGAAACUAACAUGCUUUUGCCCAAUUUGCUUUGAAUUGAACAGGGAGCAUUGGCUGCAACAUGGAUCCUCUUCAGAGAUAGACACAAAGUGCUGGAGUAACUCAGCGAGUCAGGCAACAUCUCUGGAGAGAGAGGACGGGUGACGUUUUGGGUCGGGACCCUCCUUCAGACCUUCAUCACCCACCCAAACAUAUUUUUUUCUCCAGAGAUGCUGCCUGACCUGCUGCGUUGCCCCAGCACAUUGUGUCUACCUUCGGUGUAAACCAGCAUCUGCAGUUCCUUGCAACACAUGGAUCCACUUCAGCGAUUUAUAAUCUGAAAUGAUGUUCACUGUAAUUGGACCUAUAUUUAGUGAGCAAGAUUGGUCCAUCUCAACUCAUUGUUCAUUCUGACUUUGUACACGGAAAACUCCUUUUACAUUUAAUCAAAUCCUUUUAUUUAGUUUUAUUCUUAUGCACUAUGUGGGUCUUUGUACAAUUGGUGUGAAAGUCAAUAGCCUUUCAAUAGAGACGCACCAUUGUGGUGACAAGUUAUUUGCUUUGGGUUUCCUGCUGAGUAAGGGAAAUAGACAGAACAUCCUGACUAUCAGUUACCUUACCACUCAUUAGCUAACAGCCUUUGUUCCCUGGAAAAUAGUCUAGUGGUUCACACUUGUAUUAAGUGACAUUUGAUCCUCAAACAAGUAUUACACACCGCCAUAGGUAAACCCUUAAGCUCAUCUAGGCUAUUCUGUUACGUAUUUCAUUAAAAGGAUUUUGUAAGUGGUUUUUCUAAAUUUGUGUAACCUGUUAUUACACCUGAAUGUAGCACUGAGCAGGUGAUUCAACAUGCUUUGUAAAUCCAGGCCUAUUUUCUCAAUAGGUUUGAGUAUAGAUUUUGUUUAUAUGGCAGAAGUAUGUAAUGUCAACAGUAAUAAAGUAUUUUUGCUAGACUGUCUUCAAUUUGGGUUAGUAAAACAUCACAGCACUAUAAAAGUUUUUUUUUAUUUUAUUUUUUUAAUGAUAAACUUGCUUUUUUUUAAGACCACCUUGUUAACUACUUUAAUAAAGACUAUGCAGACAGUAUCUCCUGCCUUAC